CCACAAGAAAAUGUUUGUAAGGUGGAGGAGGACGGGGUUUUCAGGGACCAGCACCUGGAUAACCCGGAGAGGAGCUGCAGCCCGGACCAGGAGGAACCAGGGCACCCACAGACUACAGAACUGGAGGAAGACUCCAGUGGUCAGGAGAUGAAGCACGAGGACGUAGAGGUGGAUGUCUCAUUGGUCAAUGUUGCUCAUGAGAAAGUUGAAAAUUGUGAACCAGGACCAAACUGUGGCCAGCUGCUGUUGCACACUUCUCCUGAAGCUCAAAACAAAGAUGAGGAAGGGACUGAAAGUUUACGCUCAGACUCCAGUAAAACUGCAGAUCCGGAGCCAAUGAGACGACACGGUGACCACGAAGAUGCUGCUGUCCCGUCAGACAGCAACUGUAAACCAAAGCUGAUCAGGACCUACACGAGGAAGAAGGUUUCUACUGAGGAAAUGCCUCCAGAAGAUUCUGGUGUUACAAAGUCUUCCUCCACAAUUGAAGAUUUGGAACAGAUGGACACGGAGAAUCAGUUCUGCAGUCCAACUGAAAUGGAGACAGUUGUCAACAGUGAGAGGUGUCAGAAACAUAGCCUGGUGUGUGCAACUGUCUCCCCCUUGGACAAGUGUCUCCAGUGUGUGGGACCUGUGUCCUCCCUCAAGUGGCUUGGCUAUAAAUGCAGAGAACUCCCACAGGAAAAUGUUUGUAAGGUGGAGGAGGACGGGGUUUUCAGUGACCAGCACCUGGAUAACCUGGAGAGGAGCUGCAGCCCAGACCAGGAGGAACCAGGGCAUCCACAGACUACAGAACUGGAGGAAGACUCCAGCGGUCAGGAGAUUAAGCACAAGGACGUAGAGGUGGAUGUCUCAUUGGUCAAUGUCGCUGAUGUGAAAGUUGAAAAUGGUGAACCAGGACCAAACUGUGGCCAGCUGCUGCUGCACACUUCUACUGAAGCUCAAAACAAAGAUGAAGAAGGGACGGAAAGUUUACGCUCAGACUCCAGUAAAACUGCAGAUCCGGAGCCAAUGAGACGACACGGUGACCACGAAGAUGCUGCUGUCCCGUCAGACAGCAACUGUAAAUCAAAGCUGACCAGGACCCACACGGGGAAGAAGGCGUUUUCUUGCAGCACUUGCAGGAAAGAGUUCAGUAAACGUAGUAUUUUAGUGGAUCACAUGAAGAUCCACACUGGCGAAAGGCCAUACCUGUGCAACACCUGCGGAAAAUCGUUUAGACAAUCAUCAACGCUCAAGAACCAUAAAAUGAUCCACAUGGGCGAGAAGCCGUACCUGUGCAACACCUGCGGAAAGUCGUUUAGAAACUCAGCAACGCUCAAGGACCAUACAGUGAUCCACAUGGACGAGAAGCCCUACAUCUGCAAAACAUGUGGAAAAGGUUACAGGCAACGUUCCAACCUGGUGAUUCACUCGAGGAUCCACACUGGUGAAAGGCCGUACCUGUGCAACACCUGCGGAAAAACCUUUACUGAUUCAUCAGCUCUUAAACGGCACAUAUACACGCACACGGUCGAGAAGCGAUAUUUGUGCAACACGUGCAACAAAGGUUUUGACCGCAGAAUUGAUUUGCUGAGACACAUGAUAUAUCACCCGGAGGAGAAGUCUGGUGACUCGUGACAAAUGAAGCUCAUGUUGUCGUCCUCCGGGGGCAGCUGUCCACUCCUGUCUGACACACAGAAGAAGAACCCGCAGAAGUCCAACCACCACCUCCUGUGGCUGAUGAGCCUAAUCCCCUCCCCACAAGAGUUGCAGGUUCAACCCGAAUUUAUGCUUCUUCGUCAACUUGACGCAGAGGGAACGAUGAGGUUGUGUUGCGAUGAGGUUUUUUUUCUUAAAGUUCUGCAUUGAGUUUGUUUGAAUCCCUGUUCCUUCUUAAAAUCGUUAUUAUUUGUUGCUGUUGGUAACUUGCCAUCUCCACGGUGCAAAUAAAGAGCUGUUAGUAUGUGCUAAAGUUUCUUUAAAUGUGACAGUUUAUUUCGUUCAUCUACAAAGCCUCUCUCACAUCCUUUUUCCCGUCUGUUUCUUCUUCACUCACAUUCUCUUUUGUAAAGUUAAUCUGCAGCUACAUGUUGUUAAACUCUCUCCAUCUACUCCGUUCAGAGGUUAUAUAUUGUGAUGUUAUACAUAGUUUGGUGAAAACUGUAAAAGGCUGUAUACCUUUUUUAAAUCUGAGCUGCGCAUACAUCAGAUUAUGGUGAUAAUUCAUGACGAACUAAGUCAAAACAAUGUUAUUCAAAUGAGCCAUGCUGUGUUAUUGUAACUAUAAAUUACAACAUAUUUGUGUAUGUUUUUCAUAUUAUUUAAAUAAUAUGAAAUUAACAAUAUUAUUUAAUCGCAUGUAUAAA
Cololabis saira (Pacific saury) is the source of this 2348-nucleotide messenger RNA. Its product is annotated as zinc finger protein 37 homolog. The record is from RefSeq and is a predicted model, not a curated record. NCBI's taxonomy places the organism in Eukaryota, Metazoa, Chordata, Actinopteri, Beloniformes, Belonidae. Gene Ontology annotation, cellular component: nucleus. The transcript has 5 exons. Gene Ontology annotation, molecular function: DNA-binding transcription activator activity, RNA polymerase II-specific; RNA polymerase II cis-regulatory region sequence-specific DNA binding. Gene Ontology annotation, biological process: regulation of transcription by RNA polymerase II. Bases 148 to 1620 code for a protein of 490 amino acids.